Molecule: messenger RNA, 1182 nt
Organism: Colletotrichum graminicola M1.001
Lineage: Eukaryota; Fungi; Ascomycota; Sordariomycetes; Glomerellales; Glomerellaceae
Exons: 3
Coding region: 1-1182 (393 amino acids)
Molecular function (GO): ADP binding
Source: RefSeq, a predicted model, not a curated record
AUGAGUGGAGAGAGAAUAAUACUUGUCACGAAGGCUUCGGCUACUCACUGCCGGCACUGGGAGGAUGGCCCGGAGAACAUCUGUGCUAUCAACCGGUCGCAUUCGGAUAUGGUCAAGUUUGGGGUUGAGGACCAUGAUUAUGAGUCGGUACGGGGGAAACUUGAGGCCCUGGCGCAACGAGCGCUUACCGUACAAAGCCGAUUGAGGGCUGGGAAGACAAACUUUCUCGUACCAUACAACCAAAACCCAGACUACAUUGGCCGCCUUGAGACAUUAGACACUAUCAAAGAAACACUUGGCUACGGCAAGAGCCAGACCACACGGUACUCGAGAGUGUCGCUUUUUGGCCUCGGUGGAGUUGGGAAAACACAGAUUACACUGGCAUUUUCUUAUUGGGUCAGAGACAACUAUUCGGACGUUUCUAUCUUCUGGGUUCAUGCAGCUAGUACAGACCGUUUCCGUCAGGCGUUCACAUCCAUGGCUGCAGAAUUCCAGGUCCCUGGACAUGACGACAGCAAAUCUGACGUGCCAAUGCUCCUUCGCAGAUGGCUAGAGAGGGAAGAGCGUGGGCGUUGGGUUAUGAUCAUCGACAACGCUGACGACAAGGAGCUUUUCUUUGCACGAGAGACAGGAAGAGCCAACACUUCCAAAGAAACGAGCGUCCAAUCAUCGAGUCGAUUGAGCGAUUAUCUCCCUGAUUGCGCCCACGGAUCCAUCUUGAUCACGACCAGGGACAAGAAGGCCGCGUUGCGGUUUUCUCAAGGAAAGCCAUCCAUCAUUGAGAUUGAAAAAAUGAAUCAAAACGAGACAGUGCAGUUACUACAAAAGACUCUAGGCAAGGAAGCUUCCCUCGAGGAUGCCGAAAGCCUUGCAGCCCGGCUUGAGUACCUCCCAUUGGCCCUUGUCCAGGCUGCUGCAUUCAUACAAGAGAACAGCAUUUCAAUCAGGGAGUACCUCCAACUCCUGGAUGAGAGUGAUGAGAAUUUGGUGGACCAGUUGAGCGAGCCAUUCACCACCGUCGGUCGAGACUCGGACGUACCCAAUAAAGUCACAACCACAUGGAUCGUUUCUUUCAACCAAAUCCAACAACGGGGCGCCCUUGUUAGUCAGAUUCUAUCAUUCAUCUUUCUUCUGGACCGUCAAACUAUUCCAAAGAAAUUCGUUUCACGGUAUUGUAACUGA